Molecule: messenger RNA, 815 nt
Organism: Owenia fusiformis
Lineage: Eukaryota; Metazoa; Annelida; Polychaeta; Sabellida; Oweniidae
Source: the annotation of a GenBank genome assembly
GGGAAUAAAAAAGGGUAGGGUGCUUCCUCUGGUGUGUCUGAGCGUUAACAUCAGCUGCCUCUAGUCAGAUCCACUAACAAAACAACCUUUUUGGGGUUGUCGAGUUGGCAGAGAGGGCUUGAGCACCAGCACGUUCAGGCUAGGCGAUUGGGUGCCAUAACCACAAGGUUACGAGUUUGAGACACAUGUGCUCCUUGUGUUUAUUCAUUUUAAGUCAAAACCUUUUUGAAAAAAAUAAGAAUUUAUCCAGACAUUUAUUAACUUAUGAUGAUAAUGCAUUUCAUGUGUGGCAUAUAUGUGGAAUGAAAUUAAAAUCAUCAACUCAGCUUACACGCCAUAUCCCAACACACAGUAAACACAAACCACAUGUGUGUAAGGAGUUUGGAAAGGCUAACAGUGAUAGUGAUGUGCUAGUUUGUCAUAUGAAGGUCCAUAGUAGACCAUUCAUCUGUAACAUAAUGUGGAAGGACAUUUGGACGCAGUGAUAUCUUAAAGGUUCAUGAAAGAAUCCACACGGGAGAAAAGCCAUAUAAGUGCAAAAGAUGUGACAAGCUUUGCACAAAAAGUCUCGUUUAUUAAACAUUCAAAGAAAUGUGGAAGAGGGAAAUUAAAUAACAAUGUACAUAACACUAUUGUAGCAAAGUCGUGGCAUAGCCAAGAUUAAUUUAGCAAGGCAAAUGUGAAUAGGCAAGGCAAAUUUAGGCUUAGCAGAUAUAUUUGAUACUACUUUCAUGAAAUUUAGAAAUUUAAUUCCAAAGCACAAUUUUCAGGAAAUUAUUCAGUCAUGCAGGAUUCAAUAUUUUUUGUAUUUUACC